Molecule: messenger RNA, 1908 nt
Organism: Styela clava
Lineage: Eukaryota; Metazoa; Chordata; Ascidiacea; Stolidobranchia; Styelidae
Cellular component (GO): cytoplasm
Molecular function (GO): protein binding
Source: RefSeq, a predicted model, not a curated record
UUUCUGGCGAGUGGUUUUGUCAAACCUAAAAACAUGUCGUCUUCUCUUUCUUCAAAUUCUUCUCUUUUACGAAGACCGAGGCCACCAAUUCAGCAUCCAAGUAAUUUACCACCGAUUAUUAGUCAAAGAAGUAUGGAAAGUGAUUUAACAAAUCACUCAAGAGUUUCGCCUACAAUUCGUCCAAUGCCAAGUCUCGCUUCACACCAAGAUGGUCUUCAAUCACCUGUUCCUACUAUGCAAUCAGAGUAUGAUCCGGUGUUUCAUUCUCAAUUGUCCAAAAUUCAAAAAGGACAUUCACAAAAUGCAGGUUCUGACAAUACAACAACAGGUGGUGAUACUGGGGAUGGAAGCUUGAGUAGGAAGGGUCUUGUUCUUCCAUACAAACCUCGUGGACCUGAUCCAUUUCCGAUGAGAGAGCCAAAACGACCAGCAGAUGUGAGAAGAGAGUUCAUUUUACCUAUCGAUUCACAAAAAGCUUUGCCUGAAUUCACGUUGGAAAAUUUUCUCCAAAAAACAAAAUACUAUUCAUCACAACAAAACACUUUAAAGAAAGCUAUUCUGUCAAAAGCCAACUACAAGAAGUUGACAUUAUUACUCGAGAAAGAAUUAACUCAAGGAAAUCAGGAUGCUGUAAAAACUGUUGAUGUCUCACAACAAGCAGAAAUCAAGGAUUAUCAAAGAAGAAUACCCAGGAGGCAAUUAAUGAUCGAAAUGAAAAGUAUUGUGAACGAUCGUUUGAAAGAAUUAGGAUUGACGUCACCGGGAAAAUUUGAUGGACGAGCGAAUGAUGUUGAACAAAUAUUAGAUGAAAUAAAAGAAAUUGGAGAUGCCGAGGGAGUUGGUCGAAAAUCACAAAUGUCUUUAUUCAAUAAAGCAACUGCAAAUGUAUUUCAAGAAUCUUUUAACAGACCUGGCUCUGUUUUUGAUGGCGAAAAUACAGAAUCCAUUAUAACUCCAUCUGAAUUAUCUAUUUUAAAUUGUCUAAUGGAUGGAGGAUACGUUUUGAGCCUCAAGGCUCAUUUUAUACCUCAAAUUCCUGAACUUAGUCCACUUUCUGCUACGUUAGUAUACCUAAACCUUUCUUUCAACGAAUUUUCCGAGUUUCCAAGAGAAGUCCUCUUCUGUAGAGAAUUACAAGUGUUGAAAUUAAGAAACAAUCCACUCAAGGACUUACCUCAUGAUAUCAGCAAGUUACAAAAACUCAGAACGUUGAUCUUGUCGUUUUGUUGUCUGACUGCUUUACCCGUCUCAUUGUUUUCAUUGCUGAGAUUGGAAUUUUUGGACAUUUCUUUCAAUAAAUUAACUUUCCUACCGAAUGAAAUUAAAAAGCUUGAAAGAUUAAGAUUUUUAAAUGUAGAAGGCAAUGAAUUACCUGGUCUUCCGUGUGGAUUACUGAGACUUAACCUGUUUCGUAUUCGAGUUCGGAAUAAUUUCAUGAGUCCGUUGUUUUGGAAAGAGAAUGCGAAAAACGAUCCACAACGAUUAACCGAUUUAUGCUUACUUCAAGUGAAAGUCCAUGUUGUGAAGCAAGAUGGUGAUAAAAUGCAACGACUACCACCAGAUGUGAUGCGAUCCAUUCAUAGUUUCAAACCAUGCGAUUGUUGCAAUGGGCCGCGAUAUGGACCAGGGUUGAAAAUAGUCCGGCCUUGCUCUGAAAUCUGGGGAAUCAAAAGAAUUCCAUUUAUUUUCAAAUCUUGUUCUCCGUCCUGUUAUUCAAGAUUUGUACACAACACUGAUCCAAAGCUAACAGAAAUUAUUUAUGGAGCAUCAGAAGAAAAACCUGCUACUCCAAUUAAAGAGGAUGACAGUGUAGGCAGGCCUCCUUCGCCUAGAGAUGGUGCCAUCACAGCAUAGCUGUCUUAAUAUCUGCUAUUUAUAUUAUUAAACUGUGUCAAAUUUGUAUAUAUU